Molecule: messenger RNA, 639 nt
Organism: Alternaria atra
Lineage: Eukaryota; Fungi; Ascomycota; Dothideomycetes; Pleosporales; Pleosporaceae
Exons: 1
Coding region: 1-639 (212 amino acids)
Biological process (GO): phospholipid biosynthetic process
Cellular component (GO): membrane
Molecular function (GO): phosphotransferase activity, for other substituted phosphate groups
Source: RefSeq, a predicted model, not a curated record
AUGCUAGACAUACAGCUUCGACCGAUCAAGGACACACUAUUCGAUUCCGUUACGCCCCUUGUCCCUCGCGCUCUUUCGCCGCUCGGUAUCACGAUUCUGGCCUUUGUCUCUGGAGCUCUUUCCUGCCUCUACGCCGCUUCCAACAACAAUCUGAUGAGUACCACGUUUUGGGCACUGAACAGAACACUGGAUUGUCUCGAUGGAGCUGUCGCCCGAAAACGCAACCAGUCUUCAGAUCUUGGUGGCUUCUUCGACCUUUUAGGCGAUUUCAUCGUCUAUUCAGCCAUUCCUAUCUGCUGCGCUCUAGCGCAUAACGAGGACCGCAGUGCGAAGAGCAUCUGGCUGUCAGUGGCUAUCCUGGAAGCCUCAUUCCAUGUCAACAACUUUGUCUUGUUCUACAUAGGCGCCAUUUUGGAGAAGCGCAAAGGUAGCGGUAAGGGCGACAAUAUGAGCAGAAUAAAAGAGUUGACCAGCGUCGCGAUGCGACCAGCACUCAUUGAAGGCACAGAAAGCGCUGCUUUCUUUACGGCCAUGCUCAUAUACCCUAGCUACCUACAACAGCUCUCUUGGACGAUGGCUCUACUAGUAUGCUUAGGUAUUGCCCAAAGAACAAAGUGGCUGGUGGAAGCGCUCGGAUAG